AUGAAACAGCAGGACUUGAAAGCAGUCCUCCAUUCCAUGGCCAAGGAUCUACAGCUUUUUCUUACUGGACACAUACCAAGCACCUUUAAUGAGGCCAAAGUCAUCACUUUCAGCAUGCUUAUCUUCUGUGCAAUAUAUGUUACUUUCAGACUUACUUAUGUCAGCUCACCAGUUUCAGUUUUUCAGACAUCUAUUUCUAAAUAUUUGACCUGCAAUCCACAUGGAAAAUUUCAGUUUAAUGGGUUAUUCAAAGCUGGUGAUAUUAUGCUGGGAGCAAUAUUUGCAGUUAAUUUUAGAGCAAUACCCCCAGAAUUAAGCUUCAUAUCUAAACCUGAACAAUGGAAAUGUGAAAGUUUUGACCUUGCUGUAUUCCAAAGAGCACAGACCAUGGUGUUUGCAGUUGAAGAAAUAAACAAGGAUCCUGCUCUUUUGCCAAAUAUAACUUUGGGAUACAGACUCUACGACAACUGCAUGAACCUGCAGGAAGCCAUGCGAGCUGCGGCAACUCUUAUUGGUGGAGAAGAGGAGGUUAAGGAUGAUUCCAGCUGUGAUGGAGUUCCUCCUGUAGUUGCUAUUCUUGGUGACCCAUUAUCAACACAUUCCAUUGCCAUAUCCAGGACUGUGAGUUUGUUCAAGAUUCCUCUGGUCAGUUAUUGUGCAACUUGUUCAUGUUUAAGUGAUAAGCAGGAAUUUCCUACAUUCCUGCGGACAAUCCCAAGUGACACAUUUCAGGUGAAAGUGAUGGCUGAAAUUAUGAACUACUUUGGAUGGACCUGGGUUGGAGCUGUAGCAACUGAUGAUGACUAUGGGCUAUAUGCUCUGACCAGUUUCAACAAAGAAGUGAAAAAAUUUGGUUGUGUUGCAUUCUCAGAAACAUUAAAGACAAACGAUAGAGCAAGACUGCUUCAGGUCAUUAGUGUUAUAAAACAAUCAUCUGCCAAAAUCAUUGUUUUGUUUCUAACAAAAACUAUCAUGGGAACAUUUAUAAAAGAAGCUGUUCUUCAAAAUAUUACUGGCAAGCAAUGGAUAGCAAGUGAUUUGUGGAGUGCCUAUCCUUCACUGGCCAGCAAUGAUAAUUUUGACUAUUUUGGUGGAACCAUUGGGAUCAUCACAAGAAGAGGCUCCAUUCCGGGCUUUGAAAAAUUCCUCCGUGAUAUUCAGCCUACUUCAGAUGUCAAAAACAACCUCUACAGUCAGUUUUGGGAAACACUAUUUCAAUGUAAAUUCAAAAACUCAUCAAUGGCAGGAGAUGGAAAAGUGUGCACAGGGACAGAAGACCUGAAAAGCAUCAAAAAUGAAUAUAGCGAUGUGUCACAAUUGAGAGCUUCCUACAACGUUUAUAAAGCUGUGUAUGCCCUAGCACAUGCCCUGCAUAACAUAGUAAUGUGUAAAGACAGAGAAGGGCCUUUUGAGAACAACACAUGUGCAGACAUUACAAAGGUGCAGCCCUGGCAGCUUUUGCACUAUCUGAGAAAAGUCAACUUCACUACUCUUUCAGGGGACCGAGUAGCUUUUGAUCAAAAUGGAGAUGCAGUUCCAAUCCUUGACAUUGUAAACUGGCAAAGAGCUGAAGAUGGAGGCAUGACCACUAAAACCAUUGGAUUCUUUAGUGAAUUUGACAUACAUGAGACCCAGCUGAUGAUUAAUAAAGACGACAUCUUCUGGAAUUUUGAAUCUGGGAAAAUGCCAGAAUCAGUUUGUAGCAAAAGCUGUCAACCUGGUACAAGAAAAGCAGCUAGAAAAGGAGAGCCAAUCUGCUGUUUUGACUGUGUGCCUUGUGCUGAUGGAGAAAUAAGCAAUCAAACCGAUUCAAUUGAAUGCAUCAAAUGUUCAUCUGAACUCUGGUCUAAUGAUAAAAAAACCAAAUGUGUGCUAAAGGAAACAGAAUUCCUUUCCUAUGGAGAUGCUAUGGGCAUUACAUUGGCAGCUACAGCUUUGACGGGUUUCUGCUUGACAGUUGCUGUGCUAGCAGUUUUCAUUCACUUUCGAAACACUCCUGUAGUUAAAGCCAACAAUUCUGAACUGAGCUACCUUUUGCUGGUAUCGCUGAUGUUAUGCUUCCUAUGCUCUUUGUCUUUCAUUGGGCAGCCUUCACACAUAACCUGCAUGCUCAGGCAUGUGGUGUUUGGGAUAAGCUUUGUUAUGUGCAUUUCUUGCAUCCUUGUAAAAACUAUUGUUGUGAUAAUGGCUUUCACUGCAACAAUGCCUGGAAAAAGUACAAUGAAGUGGUUUGGUGUUGUUCAGCAGAGGUGCACCGUUUUUGUCUUUACUGCUCUUCAGGCUUUGAUAUGUAUAAUAUGGCUUAUCACAUCUCCCCCAAGUCCCACUAAAAACACCAAAUACCAGACUGCAAAAAUUAUCUUUGAAUGUAACAUUGGAUCAGCAGCAGGAUUUGGCUGCCUUCUGGGAUAUAUUUGGCUACUGGCUGGUGUUUCUUUUUUGUUAGCAUUCCUUGCCAGACGUCUACCAGAUACUUUUAAUGAGGCCAGAUUCAUCACGUUCAGCAUGCUUAUCUUCUGUGCCGUCUGGAUCACUUUCAUCCCCGCUUAUGUCAGCUCUCCUGGAAAACACACAGUAGCUGUUGAGAUCUUUGCAAUUCUGGCCUCAAGCUUUGGUCUUCUCUUUGCAAUAUUUGCUCCAAAAUGUUACAUUAUUCUCCUAAAGCCACAUAAAAACACCAAGAAAUCUUUGAUGUGUAGAAGCUUACAGAAAUACUAA
Messenger RNA from Polypterus senegalus (gray bichir), 2718 nucleotides. Its product is annotated as extracellular calcium-sensing receptor-like. Gene Ontology annotation, biological process: G protein-coupled receptor signaling pathway. Gene Ontology annotation, cellular component: membrane. The coding region runs from base 1 to 2718 and encodes 905 amino acids. The transcript is spliced from 8 exons. The record is from RefSeq and is a predicted model, not a curated record. Lineage: Eukaryota; Metazoa; Chordata; Cladistia; Polypteriformes; Polypteridae. Gene Ontology annotation, molecular function: G protein-coupled receptor activity.